Messenger RNA from Drosophila biarmipes, 1591 nucleotides. Its product is annotated as putative inositol monophosphatase 3. The transcript is spliced from 2 exons. Lineage: Eukaryota; Metazoa; Arthropoda; Insecta; Diptera; Drosophilidae. The record is from RefSeq and is a predicted model, not a curated record. Gene Ontology annotation, biological process: phosphatidylinositol phosphate biosynthetic process. Gene Ontology annotation, molecular function: 3'-nucleotidase activity. Gene Ontology annotation, cellular component: endomembrane system. Bases 324 to 1391 code for a protein of 355 amino acids.
GCUUGUUAUUGUUUGGUUUGUUUGGGCCCCCUUUGUUAUGUUGGCUGGGGGAAAAACGCGCAACGUGGACGUGGAACAGAACGGAAGAGAGCAGCACAGAGCAUAGCUCGCGGCGCAGCGCACACCUGGUCCACCCCGCCCGCGAAUAGGAACACCUGUGCCCCCGCCCGCCGGCGCGCCACCAAGUGCCCUCCACAUCGCUUCAGUUCUCGACGGGGUUUGCUCAAGAAAGCAGCUGCUGGAUCUCGAUCUGGUGACCUGGCACAACUAGGCACACACACACACAGCGCACAGUAGCACAGCGCAGGGGAACCCGGCGAUCCAUGAGCGAGGCCAAGAUGAACGGACGCUCCAUACGCAUCAACCGGCUGCCCGCCACCAUCGUGGCCAUCCUGCUGACCAUCGUCCUGGUCUACUUCCUCAACUUCCACCAGGAGGAGCGGCCGGCCAUCUACGGCAUGCUGCGCAGCGAGAACCCCAACCGGGUGAAUCUGCGCAAGAUGCUGAUCGCGGCCAUUCAGGCGGCCCAGCGUGGCGGCCUGGAGGUCCUCGACGUGGCCCGCAGUCGCAAGCUGCGGGAGCGCAGCAAGGGCCAGACGGACGAGGGCGUCAACGAUCCCUUCACGGACGCCGACGGCCGCUCGCACUGCGUGAUGAAGCAGGGCCUCCAGCGCAUCUUCCCCCGCGUACAGAUCUUCUCCGAGGAGGACAAGGAGCACUGCAAGCAGGCGCACAGCUACGACCUGGACCCCACCGUGCUGCACGAAACCGCACAGAUCCCGGAUGUGGCGGUGAAUGCCCAGGACGUCACCGUCUGGGUGGAUCCCCUGGAUGCCACCAAGGAGUUCACCGAGGAGCUGUACGAGUACGUGACCACCAUGGUGUGCGUGGCGGUGGCCGGCCGUCCCAUCAUCGGCGUGAUCCACAGCCCGUUCAACGGGCAGACGGCCUGGGCCUGGGUGGGCAACUCGAUGUCGGAGUACCUGGCCAGUCUGCAUCCGGAGCACGCGCCCGACCACCAGGCGCCCGUCAUCACAGUGUCGCGCUCGCACACGGCCGGGGCCAAGGAUCUGGCCCGGAGCGUCUUUGGCGAGGAUGUCAGCCUGCUGACGGCGGCGGGCGCCGGCUACAAGGUGCUCCAGGUGGUGGCCAACAAUGCCACCGCCUACCUGCACACCUCCAAGAUCAAGAAGUGGGACAUUUGCGCCGGCGAUGCCAUACUGCACGCCCUGGGUGGCACCAUGACCACGCUGAACGACCAGUUGAUCAACUACGGCCCGGCGGAGUCGCCCGUGAACACGGAGGGCCUGCUGGCCACCCUGGAGCGGCACGACGAGUACAUGGACAAGCUGUCCAAGUACCGGGCGGCGCACAAUGGCAAGCUGGCGUAGGGACUGGCCAGUUUAGGUCACAUUCAAGAGUAGCUCUAAGUUCUAAAGUUGGAAACCUGUUUUCGUAAUCUCGGUAUGUGUUUGUGCGUGUGCUUCUUUUUUGCAUAAUUGCGUUGGUUGUGCGGCGGCGCGGCGGGGUCAUGAACCCGGACGGAGCCAAGCCGCCGAGUUGGCUCAAAAUAAACUAAUUUUAAAAGGAA